AAUUUUGUUCCUUUCCUUUCAUUUAUAUCUCUGAGACUUUUGCAUUUAUAGAUACCAACUACUCCUCCACAUAGAGAAGCUCCUGUAUGAGGCUAUGAAAUAAAGCUCUUCUUUUGUUAUAGUCUGCAUUAUAUGUAAGCCGGCGCAGUUUUGCUUUGCUUUCUGUGUCAACUCUUCGAUGGGGAAGAUUGGAGGAAACUCUUGGUUGACUGCAGUCAAGAAAGCUUUUAGGUCUCCUACCAAGGAAAAUGAGAAGAGGAGCUGUAGAAGGCGAGAAGAUAACGAACAAGAGGAAGAAGAGAAUAAAAGAGGAAAAAGAAGAUGGAUUUUCAAGAAGCCUUCAUAUCAGGAAACAGUUAUACAACACAGUGAAGCAAGGACCAUCGCCACAACUGCUAACAAUGCUAAAGCGAUCACCAAUUCUGAAAGCUCAGCACUUAAUACUAUUCCUGAAGCUGCUAAAGCCGAGCAAAGACAUGCCAUUGCGGUGGCUAUAGCCACUACAGCAGCUGCUCAAGCAGCAGUAGCAACAGCCCAAGCAGCUGUAGAAGUUGUUCGCCUCACGAGGCCUUCCAUUUUCGUGAGAGAACACUUUGCUGCCAUUGUUAUACAGACAGCUUUUAGAGGAUAUCUGGCAAGGAGAGCUCUUCGGGCACUCAAGGGGCUGGUGAAGCUGCAAGCCUUAGUGAGAGGCCACAAUGUUCGAAAGCGAGCGAAUAUUACUCUUAGAUGCAUGGAGGCUAUGGUUCGAGUGCAAGCCCGCGUGCGUGAUCAACGUAAGAGGCUUUCCGCGCAUGAAGGAAGCACGGAUUCCGUAUUCAGUGAUCCCAACAGCUUAUGGAGCUCGCAUCUUGUAGACAGGAAGUCUAGUUCUAGAGAAGAAAGCGGCAAUGUCGAUGAUUGGAUCCGUUGGGACGAGCACCCGAAAACAUUGGAGGAGAUUCAAGCCAUUUUGCAGGCAACGAAAGAAGCUGCCUUGAAACGUGAAAAGGCUCUUGCUCAUGCCUUCUCUCACCAGAUUUGGAGAACCGACAGAGGCGCUGCCGAAAGUGAGGAAGAGCUUGAUGGGAACACCAGAUGGGUUGAUCGGUGGACAACGAGGAAGCAAUGGGAGAGUACAGGCAGAAUGUCGUGUGACCGCAUAGAUCCCAUAAAAACUGUUGAAAUUGACACCUUUAGACCUUACUCUUUCUCAGCCCCCCAUUCCCAAAAAUCAAAUCGUCAAUAUCACCACCAACAACGGAGGCCGAGUUCAUACUUUGUCACAUCCCCUCUCCACAAAGCCAACAAUAGUCUCCCCAUUCGCUCAAUCACGCCAUCUCCAUCAAAAGCAAAGCCUCUCCAAAUGUACUCAGCUAGCCCUCGCUACCUCAAAGAAGAGAAGAGCCACCCAUCACCUCAUACACCAAACUCAGGAUCCUACACCCAUAGAAUGAGUGGUACUGCAGGGGCUGCUGCACCAUUGCCUAACUAUAUGGCUGCUACAGCAUCUGCUAUGGCUCGGUUCCGGUCUCAAAGUGCGCCAAAGCAGAGGCCUUCAACCCCAGAAAGGGAGAAAGUGGGAUCUGCCAAAAAACGUCUAUCAUUUCCAGUUCCUGACCAAUGUGGUGUCGACGGGAGCAAAGAUCAAGUUUAUGAUUACAACUUGGGGAGUCCAAGCUAUAAAAGCGGUCAUGGAGGCCAUUUUGGCAUGGAGCAGAAAUCCAACUUGUCUUCUUGUUAUGCAGAUAGUCUUGGCGAAGAAAUCUUUCCACCCUCAACAAAUGAUCUGAGGAAGUGGUUGAGGUAAAGCCAAGCGACUGCUGCAUUGCUUGAGGUGAAGAAGAACAGAUAAGGGCAUGCAAAGGUGAUGAUGAUUUUUAUUCCAAUUGAGAAAGCUAGGCCUAGAACCGCAUGUAGAAUAUGGGAGUCAAUUGUGACAUGCAGUGUCUCGAGAAGUAUGUUGGUAUUUGGAAAUUGAUGAUUAAAGCUGCUAUUAUCAUAAAUAAUUAUUAGCAAAUUCAUCAAGCAGCCUCACUGGACCACUUAAGAAAACUAAACAGCCAAUGUCAGUCUUACAGAAACAUUUUGGAACCCUCA
Messenger RNA from Theobroma cacao (cacao), 2079 nucleotides. RefSeq names its product protein IQ-DOMAIN 17. Lineage: Eukaryota; Viridiplantae; Streptophyta; Magnoliopsida; Malvales; Malvaceae. Gene Ontology annotation, molecular function: protein binding. The record is from RefSeq and is a predicted model, not a curated record.